AUGCCGCCGCCGCCAAAGAGCUGUCGUCCUUUGGUGACAUCAGCUGUGCUUAUUGAGACCUCCGCUGGUGCUUUUGUAAUUGAUCUUUACGGUCUUGACUGCCCUGCUGCAACAGCGGAACUAGUCAACAUGUGCCGCUGCAAGUACUUCAAUGGCUGUAUAGUGACAGAGGUGGUACCAGAUAACAUCAUCAUCUUUUCACAUCCGGUUGAGUCACUGAGAGGAUUGACGUUUCACUCCUUGGCGGAAAAGGCGUCUUCACACACGCAGGGAUAUGGAGGUAAGUCAGCAGCUAAUAUGGAUCAGUUAGUGCGGGGGGAAUGGGAACGGAUGAAGAGGCAUACGGCUCAUUUGCAGCGGCGCAAUGGGACAAUGUCAGUGGAGUUUUUACUGCAACCCGCCACACAGGAGGCAGGCUCGAUAAAUCGUCGAGGUCUACUACUUCUUGAGGUGCCUCCGAAGGUGGAGUUAACAGGCAGUGGCGUGCCUGUUCGAAAAAGCGCGCUUGUUUUGACGCUGGGAAAUCGUCACCUUGACUACUUUGAGGACCGCUUUAUGGUAGUGGGUGAGGUGCGUGAGGGCAUUAGCGUUAUUGAGAAGUUACGAGCUGCUCCGUAUCAGCGGACGUCUUCCGCAUCGGCCAUUGGGGCGCGUCUUACUCGGCUUAUACGCAUCAAACAUGCAACCGUUUUGCCCACAGCAGGGACGGAGAAGUUUCAAGAUGUUUGGUGUAACAGCAGUAGUGAUAGUUCUGCUUCUGUGCAGUCGAAUAAAUUAGGGUCGACGCUCGCGGCAGCGGGUUGCUUCCGCCACUGGGCUGCCAAGGGGGAGGUGCGGUUUGCGAAUUGUGCGCUCAUUAAAACCAUAAAAGAUGCCUCGGUUGCAGAAGGAGUGGCAAAGGGAUCCCAAGGCACCAAUUUUGUUCUGAUUCGCGAGAGCCCUUUACGAGGGGCAUCGCAUGUGAUGAGUGAUGCAGAUGAGGUGGAAUCUGUUGAGUACAAUCCACAUUACCAUGGCGACUACCUUAGCUCCGAUGACGAGACUCCACAUGCAGAGUCUCGAAAGGAGCGUGAGAGCAGGCAUCAGACGAUUAUGCGAAUGCAUCAGGACAAGCUCAAUGAGACUCGCGCCCUUAUGCUGAAUUUGCUGGACGGUGUCGCAGAUGUUUCUGGGGAACUAAAACCACCUGAGAAUGUUCUAUUUGUGUGUAAACUGAAUCCGUUCACCAAUGAUGAGGGUCUCAAGAUGUGUUUUUCUCAGUGUGGUCGUGUCUUGUCGGCGGAGGUGUUGCGAGACCGAAAAACUGGCAACUCGUUGUGCUACGGUUUUGUGGAGUUUGAAGACGUUGAGGCCUGUUACCGGGCCUUCAAGAAGAUGGACAAGGUCCUCGUAGACGACCACCGCAUUCAUGUGGAUUUCUCUCAGUCCGUGUCAAAGUUGUGGGCGCAGCGGCAGCGCGAUAUGCGGAAGAGGGCUCGAGUGGAGAGCUGA
Molecule: messenger RNA, 1491 nt
Organism: Trypanosoma rangeli
Lineage: Eukaryota; Euglenozoa; Kinetoplastea; Trypanosomatida; Trypanosomatidae
Product: putative RNA-binding protein
Exons: 1
Coding region: 1-1491 (496 amino acids)
Biological process (GO): protein peptidyl-prolyl isomerization
Cellular component (GO): nucleus
Molecular function (GO): RNA binding; peptidyl-prolyl cis-trans isomerase activity
Source: RefSeq, a predicted model, not a curated record